AUGCAUGGUCUUCUCAGGCAGCUCGGAACGGUAUAUAUGGGCUAUGGGAAUGCCAAAGCCAGUGAUCCCGCCACCCUCACCUUCUCUUUCCCCAUCGAACGACACUCUGUAGCGCUCAGCAUGGUGGACUGGAAAGCCGAUAGUACCGAGACGGCCGAUGUAUUUCGAAUGGAGGCGAUGUCCCUCGUCGUCAUUGGCAUAUACAUCCACGAGCUGAUAUAUUCCAUGAGCUUCGACAUGGGGCUGUUUUCUCGCAGAGAAGAGGAGGAACGUUCUCUGAUGGCGAAGUGUGUGAAAGCAGGAUAUCUGUCCUGCCGAUAUUGCGCUCUCAUCUCCGCCAUUGCGGAGCUCUAUGUUGUUUUCCGUGCCGGCCGUGGAUCACUUGCUUGCGGGGCUCUGAUGAAGCUCUCGGCGGUUCAGUGCUUUCAUCUUCAUGCCGAAGUACCGACGUCUCAUACUAUACUAUACCAGGGUGCGGCAGCCAUCUCUUCUACAUGCUGCUCGGCCUUGAUCGCCGUUCGCGCUGCGGCGGUAUGGGCUUGGGAUACUCGAAUUGUGACGCUCGUCGCUAUUUCAUGCUUAGCCGCGUUUGGAACAGAUCUACAUAUAUCCUUCUCUCUUUCGUCUUCAUAUGACACUGAGCACGGUUUCUGUACCCUGAUCGGUGAACACUCGAACCUGCCCAACAUGUUCACGCUCCUUCUCUGCGACACCGUUCUACUUGCAUGCUUGUUGACGGGUCUCUACCGAUGGCACCAGCCGACAAAGGGAGCACACGGGUUCCGCUUAUGGUCUGUACUAUGGAAUCAAGGCGUGCUAUACCUCGCCCUUGCAUCAGUCACGGAAGUUCCUGCUUUGGUCUUCUUAUUCCUCAACUUGAACCCGGCCAUGAACGUGAUAUUCACAAGACCACUGACCGUAAUACUAGUUCUAGCUGCGACGCGCUUUCAUCGGUCAUUGCACGCCUUCACCCCCAAUAAGACUCGUCAUGAAUACGCGGAGACGAUCCGCUUUGCAGCUGUCGACAUAGGGUCGAGAUGA
Peniophora sp. CBMAI 1063 is the source of this 1041-nucleotide messenger RNA. NCBI's taxonomy places the organism in Eukaryota, Fungi, Basidiomycota, Agaricomycetes, Russulales, Peniophoraceae. The record is from the annotation of a GenBank genome assembly.